AGUGGCUCGAGCUUCCAGUGGGUAUCCUGUUGGCUUGGUCUUCUCAGCGGCCAUGAGGCGCAGAGGCCCGGAGAAGGAGGAGGAGGAGGCCUGCGGCGUGUGGCUGGACGCCGCGGCGCUGAAGAGGCGGAAAGCGCAGUCCCCUAUGGUGAGUCCCUUGGACUGCAAGGAGAUCCAACCAGUCCGUUCUAAAGGAAGUCAGUCCUGAAUAUUCAUUGGAAGGACUGAUGCUGAAGCUGAAACUCCAGUACUUUGGCUACCUGAUGCGAAGAACUGACUCAUUUGAAAAGACCCUGAUGCUGGGAAAGAUUGAAGGCAGGAGGAGAAGGGAACAACAGAAGAUCAGGUGGUGGGAUGGCAUCACCAACUCAAUGGACAUGAGUUUGAACACAUUUAAUCAAGUCAAGCACCAAAAUGUUAACACUCCUUCCUGGAGAGAGAAAGGCUAAAAUUUCUUUUACUCAAAGAAGCUGUCCAUCUGCAGGCACUCGGCAGACCAGCAUUGCUUCCUUCCUCACCUUGCAGCCAGGAAAGACAAAUGGUGCUGACCAGAGGAGUGUUUCAUCUCAUUCAGAAAGUCAGACCAACAAAGAGUCUAAGGAAGACGCAACCCAGUUGGAACAUCUGACCCAGGGCCUGGCGGAUGACUUCAUGGCACCCCCUUUAGUCACUUCAACCCCUGCAGACAUCCAGGAAGCUGGACUUUCUCCUCAGUCUCUCAUGGCUUCUUGCCACCAUGGAAUAGAAACCCCAUGCUUGACUGUGCUGUCUUUGUUCCGGCCUGAUACCUCAAUCUGUGCUGGAGAGAGUAAGGCCUCACUGGCCUGCACCUUCACCCAGGACCUGGAGAGUUCUUGCUUGCUGGACCAAAAGGAGGGAGAGGAUUCUUCCUGUGAAAGGGAAUGGCUUCAUGGAUCUAAGAAAGAUAAUUAUCAGAGUGUGGAGAGACACAGUAAAACUGGGCACAAGGGCCAUCAGCUCUUGGAUAAGAGUAACUUGGAAAAUGUGUCUGCCAAAAGAAACAGGCAGGCCCCUGUCCUUCAAACAUACAAGGAUUCCCGGAGUGGAGCAAACACAAAGGCAGUGAAACAAAGCCCUUGUCCUAUUCCUGAGUUUUCCUGGGACAGUGAAAGGAAUGACAAGGACUCCUGGAGUCAGCUUUUCACUGAGGAUUCUCAGGGCCAGCGGGUCAUUGCCCACAACUCUAGAGCUCCUUUCCGAGAUAUAACCAAUGACCAAAAUCAGGGCUAUGGGCAGGUCCCUAAUAGCCCUUGGGCUCAGUGCCAGGACAGGACCACCCAGUUCAAUCUGCAGCCUGAUUCGCUCUUUACCCAGGACUCUGAAGGUAAUCAAGUUAUCAGGCACCAAGCCUAAAUGUCUUUGUGAGGGUUUGGGGGUUUGUUUCUAAAAGUACCUAGAAAUGACAUGUAAGAAAGCAUCUUCAGGGGGUGAGUAUGUUUGAGUAGGGGAAUGUAAGAUCUUUGUUUUAGAAAAGUCAUUCAGGAGAAUGAUCUUUGGUAGGAGGGAGGAGUGGGAUGAGGCUGUAGUUAUUGAGCAUUUUCUUUGUGUCAAUAAAGCAGGUGGUACCACUUGUU
Molecule: messenger RNA, 1595 nt
Organism: Dama dama (fallow deer)
Lineage: Eukaryota; Metazoa; Chordata; Mammalia; Artiodactyla; Cervidae
Gene: AUNIP
Product: aurora kinase A and ninein interacting protein
Exons: 4
Coding region: 415-1374 (319 amino acids)
Biological process (GO): spindle organization
Cellular component (GO): spindle pole; centrosome
Source: RefSeq, a predicted model, not a curated record